GAAGACCCAGGCAGAGACCAGCCACAAGGUGUUUCUAGCUGUGCCCAGGGACUGACUGGCCAAGGACCCCCAUCGGAGAGCCUUGGACACCCGAACAGUGAACGAGAAUGGGCGACGAGGAUUACAACACCUCCCUCGCCUACGAUGACUACUCGGAUGAUUUUGACCCCAUCAUGGUCUUGGAGGAGUCUUCUCCCCUGGAAGGCAAGGUGGCCAGGAUCUUCCUGGUGGUGGUCUACAGCAUCGUCUGCUUCCUCGGGAUCCUGGGCAACGGGCUGGUGAUCAUCAUCGCCACCUUUAAGAUGAAGAAGACGGUGAACACUGUCUGGUUCCUCAACCUGGCCGUGGCGGACUUCCUGUUCAACAUCUUCCUCCCAAUCCACAUCGCCUACGCCGCCAUGGACUACCACUGGGUCUUUGGGACGGCCAUGUGCAAGAUCAGCAACUUCCUGCUCAUCCACAACAUGUACACCAGCGUCUUCCUGCUGACCGUCAUCAGCUUUGACCGCUGCAUCUCUGUGCUCCUCCCCGUCUGGUCGCAGAACCACCGCAGCGUGCGGCUGGCCUACGUGGCCUGUGUGGUCAUCUGGGUCCUGGCUUUCUUCCUGAGCUCUCCGUCCCUGGUCUUCCGGGACACGGCCCGCGUGCAUGGGAAAAUAUCCUGCUUUAACAACUUCAGCCUGUCCGCGGCCGGCUCUGCCCCGUGGCCCGCUCACACCCGCCUGGACCCCGUGGGCUUCGGCCGGCACAUGGUGGUGACCGUCACCCGCUUCCUCUGUGGAUUCCUGGUCCCCGUGCUCAUCAUCACGGCCUGCUAUUUCACCAUCGUCUGCAAGCUGCGGCGCAACCGCCUGGCCAAGACCAAGAAGCCCUUCAAGAUCAUCGUGACCAUCAUCAUCACCUUCUUCCUCUGCUGGUGUCCCUACCACACGCUCUACCUGCUGGAGCUCCACCACGCCGCCAUGCCCGGCUCCGUCUUCAGCCUGGGUCUGCCCCUGGCCACUGCCAUCGCCAUCGCCAACAGCUGCAUGAACCCCAUUCUGUACGUCUUCAUGGGCCAGGACUUCAGAAAGUUCAAGGUGGCCCUCUUUUCCCGCCUGGUCAACGCUCUGAGCGAGGACACGGGCCACUCCUCCUACCCCAGCCACAGGAGCUUUACCAAGAUGUCGUCGAUGAACGAGAGGGAGACCAGCAUGCUUUGAGGCUCAUCUGGGAAGCCCGAUGGACAGACACUCCGGCCUUGGAGGCCCCGAGCUCUGCCUUCUCAAGACCACGGCAGAAACCUCUUCAGGACCCACUGAUGCCCGCUGUAGUCUGCCCGGGGCUGACCCGUGUUUUGAGCUGGGAGCCCAGGGCCUGGAACUCCUUUCUUCGAGUGGCCCGGUGGACAGGGCAUGCCGUGUCCUCUCAACCGUCUGGACUGACUCUGUGAGGACCUGGGGCCUGGGGGAGGCGGGGGAGGGAGGCGAGCUACGGCCCUCAAAGGAGGCAGCCUGAAGGUGCUCACCCUCGAACUUCCCAGGGUGAUGGUGCUUUGGGGGCGGCGGCUAUUUGGGGGAUGGGGGUGGUGCCAGCCCCUCGCCCCAGGCCCCCGCUCUCCCCUUGCCUUUGUUGCCUGGGGUCUGGGUCAUGGCGGGCAGCGUCACCCACAGCUUCCACCCCGUCCCCGGGGACUGUCCCUUCCUUCCCUGGUC
Messenger RNA from Neomonachus schauinslandi (Hawaiian monk seal), 1694 nucleotides. It is a transcript of the gene CMKLR1, whose product is annotated as chemerin chemokine-like receptor 1. Gene Ontology annotation, cellular component: plasma membrane. Gene Ontology annotation, biological process: inflammatory response; phospholipase C-activating G protein-coupled receptor signaling pathway; regulation of calcium-mediated signaling. NCBI's taxonomy places the organism in Eukaryota, Metazoa, Chordata, Mammalia, Carnivora, Phocidae. The record is from RefSeq and is a predicted model, not a curated record. Gene Ontology annotation, molecular function: G protein-coupled receptor activity; complement receptor activity. The transcript is spliced from 3 exons. Bases 108 to 1202 code for a protein of 364 amino acids.